Pimephales promelas (fathead minnow) is the source of this 1742-nucleotide messenger RNA. It is a transcript of the gene hsd11b1la, whose product is annotated as hydroxysteroid (11-beta) dehydrogenase 1-like a. Lineage: Eukaryota; Metazoa; Chordata; Actinopteri; Cypriniformes; Leuciscidae. The record is from RefSeq and is a predicted model, not a curated record. Gene Ontology annotation, molecular function: oxidoreductase activity. Gene Ontology annotation, cellular component: intracellular membrane-bounded organelle.
UUGGCUCCGCCUGUCUGACACGAUCUAGUUCUGCAGGUUUCUUGGUUAUGUCGACUAAGUUUUGACAGUUGAUCAGUUCAAGGUCACAUUUCUGUAAGCUGUUCUGUGGCAUCUUCUACAAUUUUUAACAAAUGCAUCUUUAUGCCAAAUUACUGUUACUGUGCAGCAUAGUCGUCGCGUUCAUUGCUGUUCAAUGGAGUGCUACGUCGUUUAAUGAGGAGUCUUUGAAAGGUGCCCGGGUGUUGGUGACCGGUGCCAGCACUGGCAUCGGCGAGCAGUUGGCGUACCAAUACGCCCGUUUGGGAGCCCAACUCGUUAUCACGGCGAGGAGAGGAAAUGUCCUAGAAGAGGUUGUGCGCAAGUGCCUGGAAAUGGGGGCUCAAAAGGCCGUUUUCAUCCCCGCGGACAUGGCGAGUCCGCCCGAUGCCGAGCGUGUGGUGCAGUACGCCAUCGAACAGCUCGGGGGGCUGGAUUUCCUGGUUCUGAACCACAUUGGGCCCAGUCCGUUCAGUAUGUGGAAUGGAGAUGUGGAGCAUACGCGAUGGCUGCUACAGGUGAAUUUUCUCAGUUACCUACAAAUGGCUCAGAAAGCUUUGCCGACACUUGAAAAGAGUAAAGGAUCGAUAGUUGUUGUUUCCUCCCUUCUAGGGAAAAUGUGCAGCCCCUUCACUUUACCAUAUGCCGCAACUAAGUUUGCCCUCAACGGUUUCUUUGGAGGCCUUCAGCAUGAGCUGGCAAUGCAAAAAAGCAAUGUGUCCAUAACCAUCUGCAUACUUGGACUGAUCGACACAGAUAGUGCUAUGGAGAAAAUCAAAGGAUACAUCAAUAUGACCGCCUACCCUGCACAUGAGUCCGCCCGGCACAUUAUCGAAGCUGGAGCAUCUCGACAGCCUGAGGCAUUUUACCCCUGGUACACCUUCUACGCCUGUCUCUUCAGGGAUUGGUUCCCCUACUACAGAGAUCUUGCAAUUCAAAAUUCCUACACAUAUGAUACAUAAGUUCAUACAGAACUAAUUACUGAAAGCUGAUAGUGCCUUUGCAAUCCAUGUGUGGAGAAGUGCAUUAUGAGUGCAUGAGCUCUGAAAGAACAAGCCCUGGGGACAGUUGCAUAAACAUAUAGCCAUUAAGUUAAAGAACAACUCUGCAUGGCGCACAAUGAACCUUUGGUCUAAUAACACAUUGGUACCUUGUCGACCGUUCUCUGAGAUUUGUUUUCAUGAUAAUCGAACUGUUUAGUGUAUAACUCUACUAUAUAGGGCAUAGAGUAAUGAAAAAUAAAAAUCGCUAGUUAAUACCACUAACAAGUUCUCAUUUAAGACUGUGCCUUAACAACUAUGACCAACUAGCAGUUGGUUAGGUUUUAUCAGUCUUAUGUUUCAUUAUCAAAUUAGACUGAUCUACUUUUUAUUUUAUGUAACUGACUUAAAAUAAAACUUUUGAGAACCUGUUGUGAAAUUUAGACUAUUGAUUAAAGUGUUUUAUAGUACAUUAUCAAAGAAUUAUUGCAGCUGUGAGGAUUAAAAGUGUUUAUAAACUUUAAUUAUUAUUUUUUUUUUUUAAUUUUAACAUGUCUGUUCAAAACUGUGUGACCUUUUUUUGGAAGAAGCUCUUUGGUAGUUUGUAUCGUCUGAAACAUUCCCUGGGUUUUCUCCAUUGCUGUAAAGCACUCUGAACUUACCUCAUGUUUUCUUAUCAGUGACACCUGACCACAACUAAUAUCACAAUAAAGACUUUACACUAAA